AUGUCUUGGACGAAAAAUGUUUUGAAUGUAGCUUUAGGAAUUAGAGUUGCUCAUUUAGUUGAUGUGACAUUUCUAACACAUGAAGAAACUUUAACAUUCAUAUCAUCACUUCGUCAAGUUAACGUACCAAAUUCUUUAAUUUAUCUUUUAAAUACACAAAUUUAUUCAACAUUCGUAAAAGAAAAUGAAAAAAUAAAUUCAAUUUUAUUUAUUUCUCAAAUACCUCAAUGUAUAAUUUCUUUUACUGGAUGGAUUUUAGAAUAUCAAGUAAUUUAUAUAUUAGAAAAAAAUUCAUUUGAAUUUGAAUCACAAAAUAUUAUUAUAAAUUGUCUUGGAAAUCAAGAAUUAAAAUUAUAUCGAAUUUUUUUAAAGAAAAUUAAUAAUAAUAAUCAUAAUUCUGAUAAAGAAAGGCAUAUGUUAUUAAGUUUUAGUUGUCCCGUUAAAAUCUUCAAUUCUUUAAAUGAUUCUCAAUCUAAUAAGGAUAUUAUUUCAACUGUAUUAAAUGAUACUUUUACAUUUAGAAUUGAACAGAAUCAAUCCUUUUGGAAUAAAGGAUGGGAAUUAGAGAUUAGUGAUGUUUGUUUACCAGUUGUAGCUUUGUAA
Molecule: messenger RNA, 603 nt
Organism: Rhizophagus irregularis DAOM 181602=DAOM 197198
Lineage: Eukaryota; Fungi; Glomeromycota; Glomeromycetes; Glomerales; Glomeraceae
Source: RefSeq, a predicted model, not a curated record